ACCUUCUCAGCAUAACUAGUUAUCUAAGGGAACAACAGCACCAAGCUCAAGCGUGCAUAAUAUUUGCACUGCAUAGGCUAUGCAUAGCCUACAAUGUUAGAUCUUACCCAUGAGAACCCAAUGAGAGCCUGGGUCAUCACAAUUUGAUAUUUGAAAAAUGUUGGUUUGUCAAAGCCUAGUUAGUAUUCUGAGGAAUAACACAAGGACAUUAUCACGACAUGUCACAACGUGGUCCCCGGUCGGAGCUGCUUUCAAUGCACAGCAGAGGAGAUCCGAAGUGUCUCAGAAAAACGUGGGAUUGUUUGGUAUACCAGAGUUGAGCACCCCUGAAGGUUUCCAGGUGGCCCAGCAGCGAGCGUUCAAAGAAACGGAGAAACUGGUUGACAGAGCCUGCCGCUGCCCAACAGGUGCACUUACAGUGGAGUCCUUUGACCAGUUGUCAGACAGCUUGUGCAAAGUAGCAGACUUGGCAGAUUUUGUCAAAGUUGGCCACCCAGAUCCUGCUUUUCGCGAAGCUGCUGAAAAAGCAUGCUUAAACAUUGGUACAGUAGUAGAAAAGUUGAACACAAAUGUUGAGCUGUGUAGAAGUCUCAAGAACCUAUUGGAUAACAACAAGGUUCUGGAGUCCUUGGAUCCAGAUACAAGACGAGUUGCAGAACUGUUCAUGUUUGAUUUUGAGAUUAGUGGAAUUCACCUGGAUGAAUCAAAGAGAAGGAAGGCUGUCAGUCUCAACGUCAAUCUCCUGGAUCUAAACAAUGAGUUUCUGAAUGGCUGUAAUCUGCCCAACAGGGUAGAGAAGAGGGUUCUUCCAGAGCACAUCCGACACUGUUUCUCCAUAGAUGGCAACUGCAUCCAGAUAGGAGGAUUCCAUGCAGACUCUCCAGAUGAACUGGUCCGGGAAGCUGCAUAUAAGAUCUUUCUGUACCCCAACCCCAGUCUGAUGCUUUGCCUGGAUGAGCUGCUAGCUUGUAGGGAUGAGCUUGCCAAGCUAGUGGGUUAUGAGUCAUUUGCACAUAGGGCCUUGAAGGGAACCAUGGCUAAGAACCCAGAGACUGUAAUGAAAUUCCUUGAAUUGCUGACAGACAAACUCUCAGACAGAACUGCCAAAGAUUUCAGUAUGAUGAGGCAGGUGAAGGUCAAAAUGAACACCAGAAGUACGGAGCUAAUGCCAUGGGACCACCCCUACUUCAGUUGUGCUGUGCGAGCAGAAAGGUAUGAUAUCGAGCCCAGUCAGUAUAGUCCCUACUUUUCAUUGGGGGCCUGUAUGGAGGGUCUUAACGGCCUGUUCAGCCAGCUGCUGGGGGUGUCCUUCCAGACACAGCAGCCCAUGACUGGGGAGGUGUGGAGCGAGGACGUCCGCAAGCUGGCGGUGGUUCACCAGACAGAGGGAAUUCUGGGAUACAUCUACUGUGACUUCUUCAGGAGGUCUGACAAACCAAACCAGGACUGCCACUUCACCAUUCGCGGGGGGCGGUUGAUGGAGGACGGGCAGUACCAGCUCCCCGUGGUGGUGCUGAUGCUGAGCCUGCCCCCUCCCACUCGCAGCACCCCCACCCUGCUCACCCCGGGCAUGAUGGAGAACCUGUUCCAUGAGAUGGGCCACGCGAUGCACUCCAUGCUGGGACGCACACGCUACCAGCAUGUCACAGGGACUAGAUGCUCCACUGACUUUGCGGAGGUUCCCUCCAUCCUCAUGGAGUACUUUGCCACAGACUAUCGUGUUGUGAAUCAGUUUGCUCGCCACUAUCAGACUGGACAGCCACUGUCUAAAAGCAUGGUGUCUCGCCUCUGUGAUUCAAAGAGAAUCUGUGGAGCUGCAGACACUCAACUUCAGGUUUUCUAUGCAGCUUUGGAUCAGGUGUACCAUGGAAAACCCCAAAACAGGUCUACAACAGACCUCUUAAAAGAGGUGCAGAAGAAAUUCUACGGACUUCCAUAUGUUCCAAACACUGCCUGGCAACUGAGAUUCAGCCACCUGAUUGGCUACGGGGCUAAGUACUACUCCUACCUCAUGUCCAGAGCUGUGGCCUCCAUGGUGUGGAGGCAGUGCUUCAGCAAGGACCCCUUCAACCGGGAAAUGGGAGAGCGCUACCGCCGGGAGAUGUUGGCUCAUGGAGGCAGUAAGGAGCCCCUGCUGAUGGUGCAAGGCAUGUUGCAAAGGACUCCUACCGUGGAGGAAUUGGUAGAUGCUUUAGUAGCAGACCUGGAUACAACUGAAACCUUCACCGAUUUGUCAUGACGUGAUUAGACAUGCUUUUUUUUUUACUGAACUAUGUCCUCUUUUACCUCAUUACACAGAUUAACCCAUUAGUGCACUUAUCCUGUGUGGACAUUUGAAGAGUUGUGAGACUGAAUACUUAAGAGUGCUUGCUAUGACUGUUUUUAACCUUUGACCUCAUCUGUAAGUGACACUUCUAUCAAGUAUUCAGAUACAUCCUCAGGAGUGCAGAUAACACAUUGACAUACAGUGGCUCAUAGUUAGGCCUGAAUAAAAUAUAUUGACUACAAAA
This is a messenger RNA of Osmerus eperlanus (European smelt), 2510 nucleotides long. It is a transcript of the gene mipepb, whose product is annotated as mitochondrial intermediate peptidase b. Gene Ontology annotation, molecular function: metalloendopeptidase activity. The transcript has 19 exons. Bases 158 to 2239 code for a protein of 693 amino acids. Lineage: Eukaryota; Metazoa; Chordata; Actinopteri; Osmeriformes; Osmeridae. The record is from RefSeq and is a predicted model, not a curated record. Gene Ontology annotation, biological process: peptide metabolic process. Gene Ontology annotation, cellular component: mitochondrion.